Molecule: messenger RNA, 2577 nt
Organism: Charadrius vociferus (killdeer)
Lineage: Eukaryota; Metazoa; Chordata; Aves; Charadriiformes; Charadriidae
Gene: BIRC2
Product: baculoviral IAP repeat containing 2
Exons: 8
Coding region: 438-2273 (611 amino acids)
Biological process (GO): negative regulation of apoptotic process; regulation of cell cycle
Cellular component (GO): nucleus; spindle microtubule; cytoplasm
Molecular function (GO): cysteine-type endopeptidase inhibitor activity involved in apoptotic process
Source: RefSeq, a predicted model, not a curated record
CCCCCCGUUUUAGUUUCUUUAUUGACAAAGGAUUUUGAUAAACCCAUUUGAGGUCUUUCCUCUCUGAAUCUCAUCUUCACUAGCCUGACAAAUUGAUGCUUCUCUCCCAGAUAUGCCGUCCAAGGAAAGCAUGUGAUGCCCAUACGAUUCAAGGAAAAGUCCUUUUUGACAUGCUUUCUUCAACUGUCAAAAUGGGGUGGGGCAGCUUUUGCAUGAAAAGCAGUUGUGUAAACUGAAGUGCAAGAACUUCCCAAAUGUUUGAAGGCUGCUCAUCAUGAGGCUCGUUCUGUUCACAUACACGUUCAAAGUUGCACAUUAAAGUGUUUCAUUUUCAGGUUCUUACUUUUGUACAGGCAGGGGUUAUUCCAAAUUGCCUUUAAUGCACACAACUACCUCCCAGAGGAAGACUUGUCCCAUUCCUCCAAAAAUAGUUCAUUAUGAACAUAAUGGAAAAUAGCCCUUUCUUGGCUAACAUCACAAAGCAGAGUGCUUUGCAUGGUGAACUGAAGUAUGACUUAUCCUGUGAGCUCUACAGAAUGUCGACGUUUUCUACUUUCCCCGUUAAUGUGCCAGUGUCAGAACGGAGUUUUGCCCGGGCUGGGUUUUAUUACACUGGUGUGCAAGAUAAAGUUAAGUGCUUCAGUUGUGGCUUAACAUUGGACAACUGGCAACCAGGAGAUAAUGCUAUGGAAAAACAUAAACAGCUGUAUCCUAGCUGCAGUUUUGUUCAAAACAUGCUUUCAGUUAACAACCUCGGACUGUCCUCUCAUUCUGCCUUUUCGCCUCUGGUUGCAAACAGUCUCUCACCAUCCCUACAUUCCAUAACACUUUCUCCAAGUUUAGAACAAGUUGGAUAUUUCAGUGGCUCUUUUUCCAGUUUUCCUCAAGACCCAAUAACUACUAGAGCAGUUGAAGACCUUUCAUUCUUGAGACCUAAACUUCACAAUCCUUCUAUGAGUACAGAAGAUGCUAGACUACGCACUUUUCACUCAUGGCCACUGACGUUUCUCUCACCCACUGAUCUGGCAAAGGCUGGACUUUAUUACUUGGGGACAGCAGACAAAGUUGCUUGUUUCACCUGUGGUGGUCAGCUGAGUAACUGGGAACCGAAAGAUAAUGCUAUGUCAGAGCAUCGGAGACACUUUCCUAACUGCCCUUUUGUGGAGAACUUUACCCGAGACCAGCCAAGUUUCAAUGUUUCGAAUGUGAGCAUGCAAACCCAUGAAGCACGUGUUAAAACAUUCAUAAAUUGGCCAACUAGAAUUCCAGUUCAGCCUGAACAGCUUGCAGAUGCUGGUUUUUACUACGUAGGCCGCAACGAUGAUGUCAAGUGUUUUUGCUGUGAUGGUGGGUUAAGGUGCUGGGAAUCUGGAGAUGAUCCAUGGAUUGAGCAUGCAAAGUGGUUUCCAAGGUGUGAGUAUCUGCUUCGUGUAAAAGGAGGAGAGUUUGUAAGUCAAAUUCAGGCCAGGUUCCCCCAUCUUCUUGAACAGCUCUUGUCAACCUCUGAUACGCCUGUAGAUGAAAACAUUGAUCCACCAAUUAUUCAUUUUGAACCUGGAGAGAGUCAUUCAGAAGAUGCAAUCAUGAUGAACACACCUGUUGUUAAAGCUGCCUUGGAGAUGGGAUUCAGUAGAAGGCUAAUAAAGCAAACAGUGCAAAGUAAAAUCUUGGCCACUGGAGAAAACUACAAGACUGUUAAUGAUCUUGUGUCUGAUCUGCUCACUGCUGAAGAUGAGAAGAGGGAAGAAGAGAAAGAAAGGCAAUUUGAAGAAGUGGCAUCAGAUGAUUUGUCCUUAAUCCGGAAGAAUCGAAUGGCUUUAUUCCAACGUCUAACAUGUGUACUUCCAAUCCUUGGGAGUUUGCUAUCAGCUAAAGUGAUAACGGAACUUGAGCAUGAUGUUAUUAAACAAAAGACUCAGACACCAUUGCAAGCAAGGGAACUGAUAGACACAGUUUUAGUGAAAGGAAACGAAGCAGCCAGCAUAUUCAGAAACUGUCUACGAGAUUGUGACCCUGUACUAUACAAAGAUUUAUUUGUGGAGAAGAAUAUGAAGUAUGUUCCCACAGAAGAUGUUUCAGGUUUACCUAUGGAAGAACAAUUAAGAAGAUUGCAAGAGGAAAGAACGUGUAAAGUUUGCAUGGACAAAGAAGUUUCUAUUGUUUUUAUUCCAUGUGGCCACUUAGUGGUAUGCAAAGAAUGUGCACCGUCCCUUAGAAAAUGCCCUAUUUGCAGGGGGACAAUAAAGGGUACAGUUCGUACAUUUCUUUCGUAAGGAGGGAAACUUGCACAACGUCUUUGUUCCUGUCAUCCUCCAACUGCUGAAGCUUAAGCCAGCAGUGUCUUAAGAAUGGAAAAUCGUGGUACAGAAGAUGAUUAAUCAACUACCUAACACAGUUGUGUAACAGUAAAGUGUGUCAUCAUUAUGAAUAUACUCGGUCUUCCUUGCCAAAGACUAUUUCUGUUCAUAAAACUAGCUCAAUACUAAGGUGAGGUUUUCGUAGUUUUUCUUUCUGAGUAAGAAAGGCAGUUUCACUAGUGUGCCCUUGUGUCACUUUGAGUAAAAAAACCUUUCUGGU